UUUCACUUCCUAUCCUCUCGGUCAAGUCGUGUAACAAUAAAAAGAAAAAAAAUCGAAGAAAAAAUCAUACAAUUUUCCAUUUUAAUUUAUUCAAACAAAUCAAAUCUAAAUCACUUAAAAUAAGUUUGCAAAUUCCAUUUGCUCGAAUCAUAGUUGCAAAUAUGCCAUUAAUUAGAUAAUUUCAUGGAAAUUUUCUCAUCAUGAGCAAUCUUCACCAUUUUUAUUAAAACUAAAAACAAAAAAAAAAAUCAAAUAAAGCAAAAAAAAGAUCAAAACACAAGAAAAAAAGUCAAGACAAUCAAUUCUAUUAUCAACAUUUUUUUGAUUGCAUAUAUUUCUAACAAAGAAAGUGAAUUAACUCGAAUCUUUCAACAGAAUUUUAUAAUAAAAAAGUUACAAUGUCGUCUGCACCGUAUAACUACAAUUACAUCUUUAAGUAUAUCAUUAUUGGUGAUAUGGGAGUUGGCAAGUCGUGUCUCCUUCAUCAAUUCACAGAGAAAAAGUUUAUGGCCAAUUGUCCACAUACAAUUGGAGUUGAAUUUGGGACUCGAAUUAUAGAAGUCGAUGAUAAGAAAAUUAAGCUACAAAUUUGGGAUACUGCUGGUCAGGAACGUUUUCGUGCAGUUACACGAUCAUAUUAUAGAGGAGCAGCUGGUGCUUUGAUGGUUUAUGACAUCACAAGGAGGUCAACUUAUAAUCAUUUAAGCAGUUGGCUUACAGACACAAGAAAUCUCACCAAUCCAAGUACAGUAAUAUUUUUGAUUGGCAAUAAAUCUGAUUUAGAAAGCACCAGAGAGGUCACCUAUGAGGAAGCUAAGGAAUUUGCCGAUGAAAAUGGCUUAAUGUUCCUUGAAGCUAGUGCUAUGACUGGUCAAAAUGUGGAAGAAGCUUUUCUAGAGACAGCACGUAAGAUCUAUCAAAACAUUCAAGAAGGUCGUUUAGAUCUAAAUGCCUCCGAGUCAGGGGUACAACAUCGACCAUCACAGCCAGGACGAACAUCGUUGACAAACGAGACACUCACCAAUAAGGAUCAAUGCUCGUGUUAAUUUUUAAGUUUAACAAAAAAAAAUAUAAAAACAAAA
Messenger RNA from Episyrphus balteatus (marmalade hoverfly), 1082 nucleotides. RefSeq names its product ras-related protein Rab-14 (gene Rab14). The transcript is spliced from 5 exons. Gene Ontology annotation, molecular function: GTP binding; GTPase activity. Gene Ontology annotation, cellular component: trans-Golgi network; Golgi apparatus; recycling endosome. NCBI's taxonomy places the organism in Eukaryota, Metazoa, Arthropoda, Insecta, Diptera, Syrphidae. The record is from RefSeq and is a predicted model, not a curated record. Bases 399 to 1046 code for a protein of 215 amino acids. Gene Ontology annotation, biological process: phagosome maturation; defense response to bacterium; endocytic recycling.